AUGUCUGGAACCUCUGUUGCAACUCCUAUUGCGGCUGGCGUUGCAGCAUCCGUGACGCAUUAUCUAAGGGAGUUGCCAAAGGAUACCGACAAGGACUUGGACUUCCUUCUUUCCAAGCUCCGCGACAAGCAAUCGAUGGUAGCAGUACUUCUGGAGCUCACCGAGAAACGAAAAGGGUUCAAUUACAUCGCGCCCUGGAUACUGUUCAAUGGUACCAGGGCGGCCGGGGUUGCUCAAGUUCUCCUGGACAAGCUGCGUUGA
This is a messenger RNA of Capronia epimyces CBS 606.96, 261 nucleotides long. RefSeq lists its product as uncharacterized. The record is from RefSeq and is a predicted model, not a curated record. The coding region runs from base 1 to 261 and encodes 86 amino acids. Gene Ontology annotation, molecular function: serine-type endopeptidase activity. The transcript has a single exon. Gene Ontology annotation, biological process: proteolysis. NCBI's taxonomy places the organism in Eukaryota, Fungi, Ascomycota, Eurotiomycetes, Chaetothyriales, Herpotrichiellaceae.